Messenger RNA from Cicer arietinum (chickpea), 699 nucleotides. NCBI's taxonomy places the organism in Eukaryota, Viridiplantae, Streptophyta, Magnoliopsida, Fabales, Fabaceae. The record is from RefSeq and is a predicted model, not a curated record.
AUGACUUCUUUAGAUUUCCUAGGAGAAGGGGCAUCUCUAACCAGACCCCCUGCCUUUAAUGAUACUGAUGAUUCAGAAAGUGAAUCUGAUGAAGAGCUUGAGAUAGGUAUGUUGGUCAGAAAAUUCAAGAAAUUUCUGAAAAAGAAAGGAAGCCAGUCAAGAAAACCACAAAAUUCAAAGACCAAAGGCUUCAGCAAGAGUGAUACCAGUGAUAGCAAUGUCAUAACUUGCUAUGAAUGUGGUAAAACAGGCCACAUCAGAUCUGAGUGUUAUAAACUUCAAAACAAAGCCAAGCCUGUGAAGACUAAAGGAAAGGACCAACAACCUUCAACAAAGAGAGCUUACAUUGCCUGGAACGACAAUGAUGAAGAUUCAUCUGGUGAUUCUGAAGAUGAAGAAGCUAACUUGUGUCUCAUGGCAAAUACUGACUCAGAAUCUGACAGUGAAGAAAGUACAACUUCUAAUCCAUCCUAUGAUGAACUGCAUGAUGCCUUUAAUGAAUUGCAUGCUGAAUAUAUAUGCUUGGCAUCCAGGAAUCAAUCAUGGUAUCUGGAUAAUGGAUGCUCUAAGCAUAUGACUGGAGACAAGUCCAAGUUCUUGUCUCUGGACUUAAAAGAUGGUGGAUUUGUCAAAUAUGGUGACAAUAACAAAGGGAAGAUCUUAUGCAUUGGAGAUAUAGGAAGCAACUCAACUGUCUAA